Molecule: messenger RNA, 1710 nt
Organism: Zygotorulaspora mrakii
Lineage: Eukaryota; Fungi; Ascomycota; Saccharomycetes; Saccharomycetales; Saccharomycetaceae
Gene: DSN1
Product: MIND complex subunit DSN1
Exons: 1
Coding region: 1-1710 (569 amino acids)
Biological process (GO): cell division; mitotic sister chromatid segregation
Cellular component (GO): MIS12/MIND type complex
Source: RefSeq, a predicted model, not a curated record
AUGAUGAGUGGGGAGGGGUCCAGAUCAGGAUCAAAGACGCCCCCUAGGAAGCGCACGUAUCCAUUGAAGAUGGAGACGAUCCCAAUGUCGUCGUCGUAUUCCGAGUUAAAAGAUGCGGGUAUUGGCGAAAUGGGAUAUAGUGGGGAAGCCAUGAGCAAGAGCCAUCAGAACCGUCAUACGGAAGAAGAAGACUAUGCACCUAUAGAUCAGAAUGUAUCCAGCUACGAAGCUGAUGAUGAUUUCAAAUUCAAGAGACACAAAACGAAGCCCAUGAAUGGUGUACCGUCGCUGGGUGAGCGAUUAGACAAUUUACAGGAUAUGAAAAACGCUAAAUGGGUUGAUAACUUUAAUUCUUCGAUGCCAAUGAAUAGCCAACAAAGAUCAAAGCCCGAUAUACGGCCACCCUCAAUGCCUCCUUCGCAGGCGAACCAAUACUCCCAAACGUCACAAAUUCAACAGCAACCGGCUUAUAUGCCCUACAUGUAUUAUUAUCCUAUGCCUACACCGGGGCACCCAUUGAUGUCAUAUAUGGGAUCUCCAGUGCAUCCAUCACAAUUAAACGGAACUCAGUAUAUGAAUUCUUCUGUCUCAAUGCUUCCGAAUACUUCAUUACAGCCUUUCAUGCCACCGCCUCCAGUACCGAACCAUAAGGGAGAGCAAAAUUCAGCCCCUCAGUUACUACCUCCUCCUUCACUAUAUCCAUACAAUUUCCUGCAGCAGCAGCAACAACAUCAACAACAACAACAAUAUGCCCAGAAGGCCAAAAAUAAAAGCCAAUCCAGUGGAUUUAACAGAGGAAGGCGUUUAUCGAUGCUGGCAUCUCAAGAGGAUCAUAACAUGAUAGUUUCGCCGCAUAAAGAUGUUCCCGAAGAGGACUUUUAUAGACAUGUCGGAAAUACAUCAUUCGGUAGAGGUUUGCAAAUACGGCAGCUGUUCAAUUGGUGUGUGAUUAGAUCGUUGCGAAAGAUGGGAAACCAAGAAAAUGAAGAACAGGCAAAAUCAGAGAUGAAAGAAGGUGCCUAUGUAAAUCCCAAAAAAAUUGCAAUUGUCAUUAUAGAAGAAUUCGUCAAUGAUCUCAGAAAAGGUGCGGUAAAUAUUGAUUGGGAAGAAGAAGAGUCGGGUAGCGGCGAAGAGUUUUCCGAUGCAGAGGACACAGAGCUACGCAAUCUAUUUGAUGAUGAUGACGACGACGAUGAGGUUAAUAAUAAUGGACUUAAUAAUAAAAAUAAUGCCCUCAAGAAAAACUCUUCCAAAAAAUCUAGAAAUAAAAAAAAUACAACCAAGAGGAGGAAUAGGAUUGCUAACAGUAAAAAUGUUGCAAAUGAGAAAAACUUGGAAAGUUUGCAAGGGAGAAUUGAUGCUAUAGAGAGGGAAAUUGUAGAUUGGACUAGAGUACUGAAUGAUUGUGAAGUAGAUACUGAAUGGAAACAACUCAGUAAAAAAUCGACAGCACCACCAGAAAAAACCCAACCACUUCAUGAAGAGCCUUCAAUCGAGGAUAUUCGGGAGAAUAUAACCGAAAAAAUGAAUAAACUGUACAUCCAUUCUCAUUUGUUAAAUUCCGGCUCAGAAGCUCUUUCACAGCUAACAGGCGUCAAGCUGGACAAGUUAUCACGAAAAUUCGUGCCUACUGUCCAUGAUCAAAACGCCAAUGCACGAUCAAAUACACAGACAUUAUUAAAGGGUUUGAGUAAAUCAUUGUUAGAGUAA